Molecule: messenger RNA, 1676 nt
Organism: Gavialis gangeticus (Gharial)
Lineage: Eukaryota; Metazoa; Chordata; Crocodylia; Gavialidae
Gene: TMEM51
Product: transmembrane protein 51
Exons: 4
Coding region: 238-1002 (254 amino acids)
Source: RefSeq, a predicted model, not a curated record
UUUGCAACACAGGGCUCCAGAAGAAGCGUACUGCCCCACUGACGUUGGGUAUGAAUCGUACGCUACCCUGACUUCACCUCCGUGGGCGAACUAGCCCUCGAGCCGAGUUUAAUAGGCUUGUCUCUCAACUCGGGCAUUUGCAAGCACUCAGAAGAAGGACGCUUGGAUUUGAAUAUUUGGUCUUGGAAGGCAUGCCACGCUGAUUGUGCUCUAUCUGGUGACUGCGCAGUGGGUGCAAUGGCUCAGUCUAGGUCAAAUGGAUCUCACUAUGCCCUGACUGCCAUAGGGUUGGGAAUGCUUGUCCUUGGGAUCAUAAUGGCUGUCUGGAACCUGGUCCCAGGCUUUGGCCAUGGUGAUAAGUCUCCCUCUUCUGGAAACAGCAGCAAGCCAGAAUCGGGUAGCGGAGGAGGAAUGCUGAAGAGCAAGACCUUUUCAGUGGCAUAUGUAUUGGUUGGGGCUGGAGUGCUCCUUCUGUUGGUUUCCAUUUGUCUGAACGUCCGGGACAAAAAGAAGCAAAGACAAAACGAGGAUCUUGGCAGGAUCCAGCACCAGGUGUCUACUGAACCUCAGCAGCAGGAGGAUAGUCAAGAAGAGGAUGAUGAUUCGCACUCCCGAUAUUACGUCCCCAGUUACGAAGAGGUUAUGAACACUGGCUACACCGAGACAAGAGACUUGGACAGAAGCACCAGGAUCAGCAUGUCUCUACCCUCCUAUGAAUCUCUAACUGGGAUCGAUGAAAACACGCAGACCUCAGUGACCGCUGCUACAGGCACCGAAGCCAACGCGGAGCGGCAGCCAAGCAGACACAGCUCUCGCUUGAGCAAACGCCUGAAACCCCUGAAGGUUCGGAGAAUUAAGUCCGAGAAACUGCACCUAAAGGACAUCCGGGUUAAUCUUCCAGACAAAAACAGUUCAAGUCAUAUAACGAUAGAGCCAUUGACCCCUCCUCCGCAGUAUGAUGAGAUUCAAGACAAAGCUCCAGAUAGUAGACAAGGGACUUAAUACCUAUGGACUGUCCAGAUGGACCAAAUGAGCCUUUCAACAGAUGGUUGUUCAUGAACACUGGUGCAUCUGAUCUUCUGAAAGAAAUGAAGUUAAGAAGUACUAAAUCUAUACUCUUUAAAUUAAGGAGCACCUUGCCUGCAUCUUUUAUAGUCUCUUUCUAAGCCACUAAAGUGUUGUUGGGUUUUUUUAACAAUUUUACAUGUGGAAAAGGGGUGGGGGGAGAGAACUUUUUUUCCCCUUUAGUUUGACAUUAUUUGUAUUUUCUUAAAUGAAAGAAAAAAAGAACAUUGUAGCUUUCUCUGCUUCCAUUAAAAAUGGAGUUGGGCUAAUGGUAGAAAGCAAGCCUACAUAUUUGCAACAUUUCAUAGUAUGCCGAGAAAUAAUCCACUGAAUCAAGCGAGAAUGUGAAAUCCAGCAUGCAUUUAUUUAAUCGUUUUACCAGUAACCCACAAUGCCAGUGAGGAGCUUUCUAUGUGCUGUUGGCCAAAGGGGGAGCAUAAUUUUGGGCGCUCCAGUAUGAAGGGACAGUCUGUUCAAGAUUAACUUGUGUAAUUUUGGUCAGUUGGACGCUGCUCUAGCGUCCCACGGCAAAAAUGUGUUCAAAAUGAUCGAAGCUAGUGUUGAGUGUGCUGUGCAAACAGACUUUAAAAAUAAAUAUUUUGUAUAUAGUG